CGAUAGUUUUUCGCGUUUCAAGUGCGGAAAGUGUAAGUCAACGCAAUAUAAGGAACAGAUGUCUAAAAAAUCCCAACAUUCCCAACCUCAAUGGAGCUCGAGAGUGUGAGGUGAAUGAUGCUUAUGGACGUUCAGCUCGUCUUUUUAUCGCCUCUGAGACCUCGCUAGUUAGAGUCACCUGUCCGCUCGCGGCGGGUUCGGCAAAACCCGGAUCCCCGAGCGACUUGGCAGAAGGUUUCUAUAUGCGCGCCGGCGAGAGAGGGACGAGAAGUUAUGACCGUGGGCCCGAUUGGGAGCAGCGAGUUCGCGAGGCGCACCGCCAGUCCUCAGAAACGAUGAACUGCAAUGGGGGAUCGUCCGUGGCUGGUGAGGCAUGCAAGGCGGGCGCUUCUGUGGAUAGCAGACCGAUCGUCACCUAUGCUGGGGAUGAAAAUUUGUUUUCUACAUUGGAAAAGAAUUUACUCCAAGCUAUACCUACGGAUACAGUAGAAUGGCGCCGGUCGUUCAGCAGGCCAAUUAAACAAGUCAAACUUGGGACUACUUUUGUGCCAUUUUCCAGAGAUAUUUUGCCUACUGACAAAGAUUGGCAUCUCAUAAAGCAGCCAAUUUUUCAUAUUUAUUGGACAGAAUGUUCUGAUGUUGAUACUUAUAAGACUAGUGUCAGAGAUGAUAUUGAUGCCUGGUUAAAAAUACUGAAUUUAUAUCAUAUUCAAGAUUGGAUGAUUGUAUUGGUAGAAACAUAUGAUGUAAAGAAGGCUAAUAAAUUGUUGCCUAGGACUACUGUCUUAGAUAAAAUACGAAGUGACUUUGCUGCUAAAAAUGGCGACAGAUGCUUUGCUGUAAUUAAUCCAAUUAAAUCUGAAUCUCGUUCCGCGGAAUCAUGGAGAGGCUUGAUAACUCGUAUUCGUCAUUUGAUGUUGACUGCAUAUGACAAAACCCUGUCGCGUUUUGAAGAUAUUAUACGUGAACAGAGAGAAAGGCGGAACAAUCCUAGUUGGAAUUUCUGCCAUUAUUUUCUUUUACAGGAAGAAUUGGCAUUUGUAUUGCAAAUGCUGGGUUUGUAUGAUGAGGCAUUGGUGCAAUAUGAUGAACUAGACGCUCUCUUUACACAGUUUGUGCUCAAUUCUAAUGUAGGAGAUACUCCAGGAUGGUUAGGUCUGUUUCAAACACCUCUGAACAACUGGGGAGGUGUGAAUUUAAAUAACGGUACAAACUAUCGUCUGAGGUUUCUUUUGGCUGAAUGUAGGGCAUCUUUAUUAGAUCUUAGGAGUUAUUUGUUUAGUAGACAAUGUGCCAUGCUACUCCUGCUUAAUAAGCCUUGGGAGGUUGCACAAAGGUGCUUAUCGUUUGUUCAUAAUACAUUAAGUGAACUAAGAAUCUUAGAGGUACAGAAACCUGAAGGCUCUAUAGAAUGCUGGUCAUUCCUCUGUGCGUUAGAGGUUUUGCAAGCAUGUCAAUUGUGCACCAAUAAUAUCGAUAACAAUCAACAAUUAGACUUGUGCUCUUUACAUACAGCUAGUUUGUGGGCACUUGCAAGAGACAAGGUAAAUAACUUAGGAAAAUUGUGCGGCCUAAUGCCAGGAAGUGAACCGACUAGUGAACAGUUGCAUACAGUUGUGUAUCUUAUAGCAGGUAUAGGAGAUUCAGAGCCGCAGAUAGAAAGAAAAUUAACCCCUACAGACAAGUUAAAAGAAGCACUUUCAUCCAAAGAAGCAUUCAAGAAACAAUAUUUGGAACAUGCAGAAUUAGCCAUGGGCACAUACAAACAUGUCGGCCGUAUUCGAUCAGCCAGAUUAAUUGGCAAAGAAUUGGCACGAUUCUACAGCGAACUCGGAGAAAAUCAGAAAGCAGUAGCAUUUUUAUCUGAUGCUUUAAAAACUUAUAUGGAGGAAGGAUGGCAUCACUUGGCAGUGCAAACACAGUUGGAGCUAGCCGAAUGUUACAAACGGAUGGACGACGUCGAGAAAUAUACUAAAGUGUGCGCGGCAGUAGCUAGCGCAAGUCUUUUGCAUAUAACUGUACGCAAUACAUAUUUGGAAGAAAUGUUAGGAUAUAUGAAAAUGAUCUCUUCGCCUCAACCAUUACUCGCGGAACUCGGAUGUGCUUUUACAAUACUCAGUAUGGAAGCUAAAGUAAUGGAUAAAAUAGUUCAAGACUGUGUAGUUAACGUUGAAAUCAGUGUACAGAGUUUAUUUCCUCGAGAAGUAAGAUGCACUAGCGCUGCUAUUUCUGUAGAGGAAAUACAAAAGCCAUCUAUACCUAAUAAGAAAAAAGGAUUAAAAUCUAUUGACCCUCCAGUUCAAUUGUUAUCAAAGUGUACAUUAGAAGAUAUGAAACUUGAUCUCAGUUUAUUACGUUUGCAAGUAUAUUCUUAUUUGGAUUACAAGGAAGAUAGAAGUCUUGGUUCUGCUAGCGUUAUUAGUAAAAACAUGAAGCCGCUCGUGAGACGUUCAGAUAGUGCAAAACAUAGAAAACCUUCAAUUAAUAUAAAGGGUGAUUUUAGCAAAGCACUUUUCUGUGAUGAAUUUGUUAUGAAACCUGGUGUAAAUACAUUUGUCGCAACAAGACGAGUGAAUCAACCGGGUUUGUACAAAGUUAGCCAGUUAUCAUUGGUGAUAGAAGAAAAAUUAGAAUUUUUAUCAUCUGUACUAAAUCCAAGAUUAUGCUACGAAGUAGCAAAGACACAGCCAACGAUAUCCGUAAAAUGUGGCAGAGAUUUAUUGGCAGGUCUUUCUCAAGAUAUUGAAUUGGUUAUAUCGAGCGGAAGUACAAAAAUAACCGAAGAAAUGAAAUUAAAAUUACGUACAUCGCGCGGACUGACAGUACAGUCACAAAGUGUUGAAAAAGUAAUGGUAAAAGAGUUAGAGAUACCACUGCCAACGUGCGAACCAUUUCAAACCAUAAAAAUACAGUUAAAGAUUUUAGCUGAACUACCACCAAAGAAGGAUUCUUCAUCUAUGGAACAUAAAUUGAAUAUUCAAUGUCCAUGGGGUUUGGAAGAAAGUAUACUUUUGCAUUUUGGUCCACCAUUAAUGUCGAGUAUGAAACUUCACACAGCAAAACAAAGAAAAUUCAUUCAAAUAGUCGUAACUGGUUUGACAAGUCAGCUUCUACAAUUAACUGAGCCUGAAUUAAUGACAGUUUCGUCAAUAGACGUUAACUUUAAAAGUUUAAAUCCUAUCGCGGGUCAGAAAUUAAUUAUAGGUAAUGGAAUGAAUGUUUCCUUUAUGUGGGAACUUGAAAUUGGGAAAGAUGAAAAAUCCACGAUACCAAUAAAGACUGAUUUUCGUGUAAAAUAUAUAUCAGUUAAUGAUACUGAAGAAUUAAAUGAUACACAUGUUGAUGAUGAUCCACUACAUAUACAUAAUCUAGAAAGAAUUGAGAAAGCAUGUAGUAUUUACAGAUGCAACUUUGAUAUUACAGAUUAUGUGACUUUAUUCACAGUAUCCUCGAAAGUUGAAACAAGUGGUGGAGAGUUUUGUCGUGCUGGUAGUAUAUGCCACUUGUGUCUUACAGUCAUGCGCAUACCUAGUCUUAGUUCAAAUCCUCCACCACAGUUAAUGUACGAGGUUUUGGCGGACCAAACUAUGUGGGCGGUAUGUGGUCGGACAGCAGGCAUUGUAUCAUUAGAAAUAGUAGAAAAACAAAGCGUUACAUUAGAUGUAAUGCCUCUGACAAGUGGUUAUUUGCCUCUCCCUGUUGUUAGACUAUCUCGGUAUAUACCUGCAACAGAAUCGAAAAAUGAUAUCGUCCGUAAUAAAAAUGAUUUAGGAUCUGGUCCUCGAUUAGAACCAUUUAGUCCGGGACAAGUAUAUAAUGCCAGUAAAGCACAACAAGUGCAUGUUCUGCCAGCAGUUCCAUCAGAAUCUAAUUAAAGAUGUAUAAAUUGUUGUUAAAGAUAUAUACAUAUUCUUUGA
This is a messenger RNA of Atta colombica, 3917 nucleotides long. RefSeq names its product trafficking protein particle complex subunit 10 (gene SIDL). The record is from RefSeq and is a predicted model, not a curated record. Gene Ontology annotation, cellular component: TRAPPII protein complex. NCBI's taxonomy places the organism in Eukaryota, Metazoa, Arthropoda, Insecta, Hymenoptera, Formicidae. The transcript has 12 exons. Gene Ontology annotation, biological process: intra-Golgi vesicle-mediated transport; early endosome to Golgi transport. Bases 243 to 3875 code for a protein of 1210 amino acids. Gene Ontology annotation, molecular function: protein binding.